Messenger RNA from Toxorhynchites rutilus septentrionalis, 1835 nucleotides. It is a transcript of the gene Aldh7A1, whose product is annotated as putative aldehyde dehydrogenase family 7 member A1 homolog. Bases 208 to 1803 code for a protein of 531 amino acids. NCBI's taxonomy places the organism in Eukaryota, Metazoa, Arthropoda, Insecta, Diptera, Culicidae. The transcript has 3 exons. Gene Ontology annotation, molecular function: aldehyde dehydrogenase (NAD+) activity. The record is from RefSeq and is a predicted model, not a curated record.
AGUUUCAGUCAUCGCACCGUACUCAAUCAAGAAAGAUUAAAUUGUUGUAGUUCAAAAACCGUUCGAAUUUAUUACAAAUUCAAAAUACAAACGAAAGUAAAUCUAUUUUAUUAAUUAGUAUAACCAAACAUGAUAUACUGAUUCUACUGAUUUAAUAGUUCUCGAAAAUAUCUCAGCGAAUAAAAAAGACAGAGAACAAGUAACAAUAUGAUUACAACAUUUUUACGCAUCCACACACCUAAGCAUCUUCAAACAUAUAGAAUGGCAUCAACAUAUUUGGUGGAAAAUGAUAAUUUUUCGUUUCUCAAAGAUCUUGGUUUGAGCAAAAUUAAUGAUGGAGUUUACAACGGAAACUGGACUGGAAGUGGUGAUACCAUUACAUCGAUCGACCCUGCUAGCGGAAAUGUAAUUGCAGAAGUAAAAACAGGCACCUUGGAAGAUUUGGAACAAUGUGUUCAAAUUGGUAGUGCCGCCUACAAACAAUGGAAAAACCUACCGGCCCCUUUCCGUGGUGAAAUUGUUCGCCAGUUUGGCGAUGAGUUGCGAAAAUAUAGGGAACCACUGGGAAAACUGGUGUCACUAGAAAUGGGCAAAAUCCAAGCGGAAGGAAUUGGGGAAGUACAAGAGUUUAUCGACAUUUGUGAUUAUGCUGUAGGGCUCUCGAGGAUGUUUUCUGGCCAAAUUCUGCCAUCGGAGAGGGCAAAGCACACCAUUAUAGAAAAAUGGAAUCCCCUGGGAUUAGUUGGCGUAAUCUCUGCUUUCAAUUUUCCUUGUGCAGUGUUUGGAUGGAAUGCUGCUAUUGCAUUAUCUGUUGGCAAUUCAGUUCUUUGGAAAGGAGCUCCAAGCACUUCUCUAGUAUCCAUCGCUACAACGAAGAUUUUAUCCAGUGUUUUGAAGCGGAAUAAUUUACCACCAGUUGUUACACUCUGUCAGAGUGGUAACGAAGUGGGAAAAAGGAUGGUUUCUGACGAACGCAUUAAACUUCUGUCCUUCACAGGCAGUACUGCAGUUGGACGCGAAGUUGGUGUUGAAGUUCAACGAAGAUUUGGAAAAUGUUUGCUGGAACUUGGCGGUAACAAUGCUUUGAUAAUCAAUCAUGAUGCUCCAGCCGAUAUGGCUUUAGACGCGGCAUUCUUUGGAUGUAUAGGUACAGCAGGGCAAAGAUGUACCAGCACCCGACGUCUUAUUAUCCAUGAAAAAUUGUAUGAUGAGUUUGUCUCUAAACUGACAAAUCGUUAUAAUAACCUGUUGAAACGAGUUGGUCACCCCCUAGAAGAAUCUACACUUUAUGGCCCUCUGCACAAUUCACAAGCUGUGAUUUAUUAUAAGCGUGCCAUCGAAGAGGCACUAAAGUUAGGAGGACGUAUUGAAUGCGGUGGCAAAGUGAUAAAUAGACCAGGAUUUUUUGUGGAACCCACUAUCAUCACAAAUUUACCACACAAUUCUCCCGUGGUUCACAGGGAAACUUUUGCUCCAAUUGUGUACAUCCUGAAAACUAAAAAUUUGGACGAAGCCAUUGAAUGGAAUAACGAAGUGGAGCAUGGAUUAUCAUCCUCUCUGUUUACUGCUAACAUUGGUAGUGCAUUCCAGUGGAUAGGAGAGAAUGGAUCGGACUGCGGUAUCGUAAAUAUCAAUACAUCACCAUCAGGUGCUGAAAUAGGUGGUGCUUUCGGUGGUGAAAAGCACACGGGUGGUGGUCGCGAAUCUGGCUCGGAUGCUUGGAAGCAAUACGUUCGACGAUCUACUAUUACUGUCAAUCAUUCUCCGGAUCUUCCAUUGGCGCAAGGAAUUGUUUUCGAGUAAAACCUAUAAACUAAUAAACCUUAUUAACUCAA